UAUUUUAGGUGCACUAUAUAAGUAGAGUUUCAUUCGUGGUGUGAAAGAUCAACGUUGGAAACCACUAUGAACUAAGAGUUUCAUUGAGUCUAAUAAAAACUUGAAACUUGAAAGUGUAAUACACAAAAACAUGAACACUCCAAUAGUGCUAGCUUUACCAUACCCAGCUCAAGGACACGUCACUCCCUUUAUGAGCUUCUCACAAAAGCUGGUCGAGAAUGGAUGCAAAGUCAUCUUUGUUAACACGGAGAUCAACCAUAACCGUUUUGUGAGUUCCAUGAUGGUUAGGGAAAAAGACAAUAAUACCCUUGAUGAUGAAACAAUAAAACUGGUUUCCGUCCCGGAUGGUUUAAGCCCUGAGGACGAAAGAACCAAUUUCGCCAAACAAUGUGUUGGUUUGAAAAGCAGCUUGCCUUCAAUUCUUGAGAAAUUGAUAGAAGAUUAUGGAGUUAGUUGCAUCGUUGUUGAUUUUGCAAUGGGAUGGGCAUUGGAAGUUGCGAAUAAGAUGGGAAUCAAAGGCGCUUUUUUCUUUCCAGCGUCAGCAGCUAUGUUUGCUUUGUUGAACAAUAUUCCUAUGCUCAUUCAUCGUGGCAUCAUAGAUUCUUCUGGACUCCCAGUCACUAAAAGGACAUUUCGGUUAUCAGAAAGUAUGGCUCUUAUGAGCACAGAAACCCUGUAUUGGUCAAACACUGCUAAUGACCCAAUAAAUGCAAAGACGCUAUUCGAUUAUGUAAUGCAUUGCGGACAAGCUCUAACCAUGUCACACUGGUGGUUGUGCAACACUGCAUAUGAUCUUGAACCUGCAGUUUUCUCCUUUCUCCCAAAGAUCUUACCAAUUGGCCCAUUGUUAAGAACCUACAACACAAAUUAUAUCACAACAUCUUUCUGGGAAGAAGAUUCCUCUUGCAUGAGUUGGCUUGAUCAACAGCCUCACGCUUCUGUCGUGUAUGUCGCCUUUGGUAGUUUCGCUCUUUUCGAGGAAACACAGUUUCGCGAGCUAGCUUUUGGACUUGAGUUAACAAAAAGACCGUUUCUUUGGGUGGUGCGUCAAGAUUCCGUUAACAACAAAAAUGUUUCUUACAAGCAUGAAUUUGAAGGGAGUAAGGGUAAGAUUGUGGAAUGGGGUCCUCAACAGAAGAUCCUAAGUCACCCUUCUAUAGCUUGCUUUAUAAGUCACUGUGGUUGGAAUUCCACCAUUGAAGGUUUGUCUAAUGGACUUCCCUUCUUGUGUUGGCCGUACUUUUCGGAUCAAGUUUAUGACAAAAUGUAUAUUUGUGAUGAGUUGAAAGUUGGUUUGGGAUUUGAUUCGGAUGAAAAUGGAUUGAUCUCGCGUGAGGAAAUAAAAGCCAAAGUGGACAAACUACUUGCUGAUGAGAACAUUAGAUUAAGGUCACGUGUGCUAAAGAAGAAGAUAGAAAACAACAUUCAACAAGGAGGUAGUUCUUCCGAGAACUUAAACAAGUUCAUUAAGUGGUUGAAGGAAUAGAUUAAUUAAAGGUAAACACUCACGUAUAUCGUGCAGUAGUUAAAAAUAGUUAAAUAAUAAUUUAGUUAAAUAUAUUAAAUUAUUUAAUAAUUUUUAAUUAGUCACUUAGCUUCAAAAUAAAUGAGUUUUUACCUUCAUUAAAGUAGAUUAUAAAUGUAUACGAUAAUAAUCUCUUUAGUAACUCGGGAGGUAUUGUAUAGAUCAAAAGUUAUAAGACUAAAGUUGGUUUAUAAGUAACCGAUUAUUUGUAUAAUUUAUAUUUUUAUAAUAUCAAUUAUGUGAGUUUUAA
Molecule: messenger RNA, 1775 nt
Organism: Arachis ipaensis
Lineage: Eukaryota; Viridiplantae; Streptophyta; Magnoliopsida; Fabales; Fabaceae
Product: UDP-glycosyltransferase 83A1-like
Molecular function (GO): quercetin 7-O-glucosyltransferase activity; quercetin 3-O-glucosyltransferase activity
Source: RefSeq, a predicted model, not a curated record